Messenger RNA from Alternaria rosae, 429 nucleotides. RefSeq lists its product as uncharacterized. The coding region runs from base 1 to 429 and encodes 142 amino acids. The transcript is spliced from 3 exons. The record is from RefSeq and is a predicted model, not a curated record. NCBI's taxonomy places the organism in Eukaryota, Fungi, Ascomycota, Dothideomycetes, Pleosporales, Pleosporaceae.
AUGUCGACAUGUCCACUUCUUGCAAGUCAUCAUCGGGUCAACGCCGCCCCAAAUGGACACGUUCAUCAAGCUAUAUGUGAUGAGUACGAUCCGGAGAAAUACCUCAGCGAGCACACAGUCGGCCAGCACGCACUUCCAGAUUAUACUGCGCUGUUCUUACAGAAACAUCGACACGUCAAGUCCUCAGAGCCCGACGCUGAAAAAUCUACGGUUCCCCCGUGCACUGUGAUCGCUGGUCUAGUGCCUGCUAUCAUGAAGUACAUGAUUUCUCAGCACGAAGGCGCCUUAGUCAAGGGUAUUGUCAUGGCAUCGAUGAACCUAUCGAUCACGGUCUGCAUGGUCUUUUUUGCAUAUGUCGACAAAGGGUAUCUUUUCAUCGUUAGCGUGCUGUUCUCAAUCUUCCAAUUGUUGAUUUUGUCGAAACAGUAG